GAAGAGGAAGAGUCUCACAAUACUACUGUUUUCAUCAUGAAGACUUCACAAACCUGGAUUCUUCACCUGAAUCUCUGCAUCGUUCUUACUUCACUGACUCACGCAGAUUCUGAUUCCAGUGUUCAAACGAUUCAGCAUCAUGUCUUCAGAACGGUCUAUGAAGGAGACACAGUGACACUUCACUGCAACACAACUCCUCAUGAUGAAGAUAUCACGUGGAAAAUGAACAACAGUGUUAUUUUCAGUUACGACUCAUUUCAUAACAGAAAUAUGACAAAGUUCACUUCAGAUAGGAUGUGUAUCAGUCCAGCAGCUCCAACUGAACUGAAAAUAAAUCAAAUACAAACAUCUGAUGCUGGAAACUAUUCCUGUCAUAAUACUGAAACAGCAAUGAGAUGGAUAUUAACAGUCACAGAAAACACACCAGAGGAGUCACUCGAGCAAGCAUUACUCUACAUCCUCAUCUCAGGCGCUGGAGUUAUUAUGGUCUGUCUGAUGAUCGGCUUCAUCAUCUGCAUUCACAGGAGAAGGAAAAACAACAGAGAUGCUGGUCAGAGAUCACCGGCUCCAGCCAGCAGAAGAACUCCAGCCAGGAGGCUCGUUCAGUGUAGAUCAGAGGUCAAAAGUAACGAUCCAAGAAAUUACAGCAUAUAUGAGAAUGUUUCAAAUAUUAAGUGAGUUAGUGAUCAAACUUUGUCUAAAUAUUAAGUAGUCGUGCGCAUAUACUCAUUGUUGUAUAUUAUGUGAACUGUUUGGUUUGGACUGGAGGACCUGUUGGAUUCAUGGCCAUGUCCUGCAGCUUGGGUUGCCAAAUUCAGCAUUGGAAAAUACCUUGGUUCUUUAUUAAAAAAAAAUGAGACAGAGACAAUCCAAAUAUUUGUUUUUGUACAACACAGUCUGCAUUUAAGUAUGUAAAGAUAGUUUUUGCCUGAAUUAAAUGCUAAAACUAAUCUAAACGCAUACUGUAAUCACAUUUGUUUUGCAUAACCUAUGAAAUGCUAAAAUGCCUACAUUUAACGCUCAUUCUAUAAUGUCACAUACGUUACAUGCUAAUCGUCUGUAUGAACUUACAGAUGUUUCUGUGUUAAAGUGUGAAAGAGCUACACAUGUG
Triplophysa rosa is the source of this 1111-nucleotide messenger RNA. RefSeq lists its product as uncharacterized. Bases 37 to 678 code for a protein of 213 amino acids. The transcript is spliced from 5 exons. Lineage: Eukaryota; Metazoa; Chordata; Actinopteri; Cypriniformes; Nemacheilidae. The record is from RefSeq and is a predicted model, not a curated record.